Messenger RNA from Nestor notabilis (Kea), 1667 nucleotides. It is a transcript of the gene OSBP2, whose product is annotated as oxysterol binding protein 2. The record is from RefSeq and is a predicted model, not a curated record. NCBI's taxonomy places the organism in Eukaryota, Metazoa, Chordata, Aves, Psittaciformes, Psittacidae. Gene Ontology annotation, molecular function: cholesterol binding. Gene Ontology annotation, cellular component: cytosol; intracellular membrane-bounded organelle; membrane.
AUGACUCGGGUGAUGAGGAGCCUGCCUCGCAGUCAGACAAGAGCGAGCUGCACGGCACGUUGAAAACCCUCUCGAGUAAGCUGGAGGACCUGAGCACUUGCAAUGACCUGAUCGCCAAGCACGGGGCGGCCCUGCAGCGCUCGCUUAGCGAGCUGGAGAACCUCAAGCUGCCGGAGACCAUCGAGCAGCUAGCCAAGCAGCACAACAGCUUGGAGCGAGCCUGCCGCGGGGCCCCUGGGGGACCAGCAGCACCUGGGCGCCUCAAACCCUCUGUGCCAACAGGGAGUGUGCAGUCUGCGAAAGGAGAGGCCAGUGAUGAAGAUGAAGAGACAGAGUAUUUUGAUGCCAUGGAGGAUGCACCAGCUUUUAUCACUGUAACGGCAGACCCCAAGCACCACAGGCGUUCGGGCAGUAACCUGAGUGGGGCCAGCGAGGGCCACCCUGAGGACUGGACCCUGGAGGAUAGCGUCUUUGAAAGCUCAAAUCAAAGCAGCUACAAUGAGUCCACUUGCAAAGAUCUCCUGCCGAAGAAAAGGAGACGGAGCCGCAUCCCUGACAAACCCAACUACAGCCUUAACCUCUGGAGCAUCAUGAAGAACUGCAUUGGCAAAGAGCUCUCCAAGAUCCCCAUGCCUGUGAACUUCAACGAGCCGCUCUCCAUGCUGCAGAGGCUGACGGAGGACCUGGAGUACCAUGAGCUGCUGGACAAGGCGGCCAAGUGCGAGAGCUCCACGGAGCAGAUGUGCUUUGUGGCUGCCUUCUCCGUGUCUUCCUACUCCACAACCGUCCACCGCACCGCGAAGCCCUUCAACCCGCUGCUGGGGGAGACCUACGAGCUGGACCGGCUGGAGGAGCUGGGCUUCCGCUCCCUUUGCGAGCAGGUGAGCCACCACCCCCCUGCCGCCGCCCAUCACGUCUACUCCAGGCGAGGAUGGACGUUGUGGCAGGAAAUCACCAUCGCCAGCAAGUUCAGGGGCAAAUACCUCUCCAUCAUGCCACUGGGAGCCAUCCACCUCGAGUUCCACUCCAGUGGGAAUCACUAUGUGUGGAGGAAAGUCACCUCCACCGUUCACAACAUCAUCGUGGGCAAGCUCUGGAUUGACCAGUCUGGUGAAAUAGAGAUUGUUAACCAUAAGUCAAAAGAUAAAUGCCAGCUGAAAUUUACCCCCUACAGCUACUUCUCCAGAGAUGUUCCCCGAAAGGUGACAGGGGUGGUGAGUGACUCUGAUGGUAAAGCCCACUAUGUCAUGUCUGGCACGUGGGACGAGAAGAUGGAGUGCUCCAAGAUCGUGCAGAGCAGCCACGGCAGCACAAGCACAGAGGGCAAGCAGAAAAACGUCUACCAAAAGACGCUGACUCCAAAGGUCCUGUGGAAGAAAUACCCCCUCCCGGAGAACGCUGAGAACAUGUAUUUCUUCUCGGACCUGGCGCUGACACUGAACGAGCCCGAGGAGCGCGUGGCCCCCACAGACAGCCGCCUGCGCCCCGACCAGCGCCUCAUGGAGAGUGGCCGCCGGGGCCAGGCCAACGACUACGAGGGCUACAUCCCACUGUGGUUUGAGCGCAAGGUGGACGUCAUGACGGGGGAGCUCAUCUGUGUCUAUAAAGGUGGCUACUGGGAAGCCAAGGACAAGCAGGACUGGAGCAUGUGCCCCGACAUCUUCUGA